AUGUUGAAUCAACACGUGCAUCCACACCAGGAUUCAAAGGGAUGUCCAUCCUCAGAGGACAAUAAUACAAAACAAACUCAGACUAGAAGAAAUAGGCAAAGCACAUUGCCAUUCUCUAGAGUGCCUAAAGACUCCACUGAUGAACUGACUAGUGCCCCUGACCAUCAGAGAGCAUCAAUAGAUCCCACACACCUUUCAAAACCAAGUCUGGCAGCGGCCAACAGAGCACUAGAUAAGCAAAACAGUUCGUAUCUCUUACCUCGGCACAAAGACGAACAAGUGAAAAGUAGCCCACGUUUCAAAAGUAUGUGAAUUAUAAACUGUGUCCAAAAAUGUGAUACAAUUUUAUUACAGCAACAGAAUGGCACUUACUAACCAUAUCAUAAUUAUUACCGUGAUCAGUAUUUCAGUGAUGCAAAGGAUGAAAAACAUUUACUUUUAUAUUGAAAAUGUAUGGCCAUGUAAGUUAAUCAAACUGUGAAUUGAAGUUUUAGGAUAGCCUAUUGAGGGAUCCCCUGAAAUGAUGGGUAAACGAGAUUAAAUUAACUGUUUUAAUACUGAUAUGGUGAUACAUUUUCUAAUAAACAAAUGUUAACCUUUCUUUCUAGAAGCACCUUACUGACAAUUUGUGCUCCUGAUACUGUCAUUACACAAAAACACAAGUGAAUCAGCAUUCAGCAGGAAAAAUGUUUUUCACCUCUGUGUUUUGUAACGUUUCAACAUUUAAAGUUGUAGGCAGAGUAACUGUGUAUGCUGCAGCAGCUGGUGUCACAGACACAAUUUCUGACAAUUUAAGCAAGCUUGCUUGCCUUAGUCAAUAUGGUUGGCAAGAGCAUGGAGAAGAAUACCAAGUAACCAAACGUAUCAUCUAAGUUGCUGUUGUGGUGUUGGCUGUAAUUGUUAUAGCCCAGCAUUGGUUUACCCAAUAAAUGACUGGAAACUGGUUUAUCAUGUGACUCUUUAUUUCUAUAGCUCAGCAUUGGAACAUACAAUAAGCAUUUUUAACGACGUCAUUUUUUUGUUGUUGAUAUUGACUUAACCUGACAGUUUGUGAAUUGAAUAAGACUUACACUUGGUCAACGUGUCCUCUAUGAUCUCUUGGUGAAACCAAACUGGAGGAACAGUGGCAUAUUUGUUGCCUUUGCGUUCCAUUCCUUUUGAACACAGCUGCUCAGAAACUGUGUUCAGUGGGUGAAUGAGUAGUCCUGAUGGUCUUUGAAGCUGCUGCCACAGGGGCUCUCUGUGUGUUACCUCCAUGUUGGUAGGAAAACAUCCUCUCCUGUGAAAAUGCACCUGACACGGUCUUCUGUGUUCGCUCAACCUGAACAAAACUUCAGCUUUUAACACUAUGGAGAAAUCUUGUUUGAAUUCUCAUGUGAACUGUAUUGCGGAAUGCAUCAUAUUAUUUUCAUCGUUACAUGAGCGAGAUUGUAUAGUUAAUCCACUUUUAGUUUACAUUUAAUAGAGUGAUUUGAAUAUAACACUGUCAAGUUCAAUCUACUCCAAAAUUAGAAGAAAAAUAUAUAUAUUCAGGAAUUAGGGUACUUAUCAGGGUCUGGAGAAUUGGCCCCUUGUUUUACAACUGUGGAAGAUGGUAUGGGUUUUCUGUGUGAGGUUUCAACCUUCACAGAAGAGCCCAUGUAAUAGGAGUGAGGGUUCUCCCCAAAAAAUGUAAGCUUGUAAGAGGUACUGCGCCACCUUGUGGAAUGUAUUUUUUUUAACGAAAUAUAGUUUUUUGUUUAUCAUAUAAGGCCUUUUUUUUUUGCGCUAUGUUGCAGCAAAUGGCAGUUACAGGUGUUAAAAAAUGCAAAAAUCUCCAAAGGGGGACCUUGUUCAAAAGUCCUGGGAGCACUCAUUAUAAGAUGUUAUGGAGUGAACUGUUUGGAUUUAGCUUCAACCCCCUCAGCAUCUGGACAAAGGUAGUCUUACCAUUCACCAAGAGUGGAACGAAGUCAUGUGCAAGUACAACAGUCAUGACAUAAACCACUUUUAUAUUUUUGUUCUUCUGACACUAUCAGCAUUAUCAAACUUAGAUAAUCUAUGGUUUUGUAGAGUAGUUUACUAAGGCAAAAAUCAUGUUUAGUGAAACGUUUUGAUGAAGCAUGUCAUCUGACGUGAGCUUUGUACCCUUAGCAGUAAGGGGAGUUGUCCUGUAUGUGUAUCAUUGAGCAUUUAUUUGUGUGUAGAAAUGAGUUGAUUUUUAUCUUGAGUACUUGGCUUUAUAAAAUGGCAUUGUGUAUGUGCUCUUAAAGAACUUCAGGAAGCAUGAUGUCAUAAGCACUUUAUUCACCGCAUGUAGCCUAACCGUGUGAUUGUUUAUGUUUUCUAUGCACGGCUGUUGCAAAUGAAGUCAAAUGUUCAAUCGGUAAUCUGAUCUUUUGUACCCUCGGGUGCUUUUCAGUUAAAAUGAGCCAUUCCAGCCCCCCCUGACCCUAGAUAGAUUAGGACAAGGGCCUAUGGAAGUUGACUGUAUGGAUAGAGCCUGAGUAAUUUCAGUUUGCAUAGAUCGGCCAUCAACGGGACCUCGUCCAUACCCAAAAUAAUUUCCUUCAUUUGUGCGAGGUGCAUUGAAAUGGAGCCUGGUGCAACAGUUCACACCAACUCUUUGUCUUAGGUUUAUUUAGUGCGGACUCUUUGUUCAACGCCUGCCCUCUUGCACUGCUGCCAGAACAUUGCAUAAGUGAAGCCAAAAAUCCCCUUUGAGGAACCUCCAAAAAAUUUAACUGUUGAAAUUCCUUGUUUGUUUCUUGGCGAAGGAGUGAAAAAUGAAUAAUAGUGCUUUAGGCUUUUAACCUUGUUUGAUGUCUGAAAAACAUUCCCAGAUCAGUGUCAGCAGUCUCUUGCAUUGCUACUGAAAACAUUGUUUCCCCCCUGAUGAACACCUUUCUUUUGGUAUUAUCAACAGCAGCAUUCUUUUCCAUCCCAUAUCAUCAGCUUCCAUCACAGUGAUGAUGGUUGAUGUCCAUCUUUAAGAUCAGUGAAUAACUCAUUUCAGCACUGAGCUAAGGACAAUCCUUUGCGAUGGAGGAUGACCUAAACCAUGCCAUGCUUUCCUAAAGAAAGCUGAAAACCUUUUUUGAACCAAUGAAUCCUUUUAUGUCAAUUUGUAUAGGGGUUUUGGGUGUGUUUUAUUUGGGGUAUGGCAGAUUUAAAAGGGUUCUGUUGUCACGGAGGAUCAAGGUGUUCUUGUUAAACCUUCAAAUGAAAUACAAGGACAUGUCUAAAGCGGGGUUGGGCAGGGUAAAUUUAUUGUGGUUUGCUAACACACUGUUUAUUUCUUUGUCAUAACAGCCCUCAGAUGAAAUGUCAAGCAAUCCUCAGCUCAGUCGAUAUACUGGGUUACCUUCUCAACAAAAGGCCUGUUAAACUUUCUCAACCCCUGCCGUAUGCUGACUGUUUCCAACCCCGGCGUUACUAAUACGCAACGAGCAACCUUUUUAUCACACCUGGCCACAUUGAUGUCACGGACACGUUGUUAUGCCUGUAAAGCAGUCGUGUAUGGGGCUGUGUACUGGUCAGGAUGCCUUCUGCUCAGGAUGCCUUCACCCCAGACUUCCUGCUGGGGGACUGGAGAGCGGUUCCUGACGGGAAAGAGCCUGUUCGCCCUGUCUCUAACUGGCGCUCAGGUGUUCAGUGCUGAUUGCCUGCUGCGUGGGGGUGAAGGUACUACUGUGUCUGUAUGUGAGACGGAUGGUCCAGAACCAGGCUAACCUACAAUUCCGUUUCAAUGCCGGCGGUGCUCUCCAACCUGUUUUUCACUGUUCAUGGCCUUGGGUUUCAUUUCCUCUUCACACAUCAAAUUAUGCAGAUAUCCGGCAUGUGGUGUUUUCUCGUGGAAGCAAUAAGCAAACUAUUGAAAACUGAUAGCCUUUAUCGCUGCUAUUAUCCCUUAGUCAUUAUUUAGGUGUGCACUUUGUAUUGAACUCACUUUGUAUUGAACUCAUAACUAAUGUAAAGUGCUAAUGUACUCUAAAGUGCGUAUAAUUUGUUUACGUGGUUGUUUUUUCAAUCCGGACUCUAAGGACAUUAGUUAUGACAAGCAUGCCCACUGAGUAAGUAGAUCCAACUGUAUUUGUUACAGCCACGUUUUGGAUGUUGGACAGAUUAAUAUUGAUAAUGUCUUGUUGAACUUCUUGACGAUACUUUGCCUUCUCAACCUACUAACCUAGGUAUUUGGAAAGGUUUUCCUCUUUUCUCCUCUGGUUCUUCAGACAGCAGCAGACAGUGACCCAGGUGGUCAGAGCUCUGGGUGGGUUCCCAGUGGUGGACCAGGUGUGUGAGAACACAACCCACGUGGUGUCGGUGGGCCACCGGCGGACCCUCAAUAUUCUCCUGGGCAUCGGCCGUGUCUGCUGGUAA
Molecule: messenger RNA, 4359 nt
Organism: Coregonus sp. 'balchen'
Lineage: Eukaryota; Metazoa; Chordata; Actinopteri; Salmoniformes; Salmonidae
Source: the annotation of a GenBank genome assembly